Messenger RNA from Cynocephalus volans (Philippine flying lemur), 3299 nucleotides. RefSeq names its product NIMA related kinase 4 (gene NEK4). NCBI's taxonomy places the organism in Eukaryota, Metazoa, Chordata, Mammalia, Dermoptera, Cynocephalidae. The coding region runs from base 165 to 2603 and encodes 812 amino acids. Gene Ontology annotation, biological process: protein phosphorylation. The record is from RefSeq and is a predicted model, not a curated record. The transcript is spliced from 15 exons. Gene Ontology annotation, molecular function: protein kinase activity; ATP binding.
AGCGGCGUCGCCGUGGGUCAGAUCUCAGCGCUCCCGCCCAGGCCAGGCAACCUCAACAUCCAACCCUGCUGCCGUCUCUCGGGCAUGAACGGGGCCAACCGCCGCGAUCUGCUGCUCCACCCUCUGCUGCCGCAGCAUCCGGACUGUGGGCCCUCGCCAGGAACAUGCCCCUGGCCGCCUAUUGCUUCCUGCGAGUCGUAGGCAGGGGCAGCUACGGGGAGGUGACGCUCGUGAAGCACCGGCAGGACGGCAGGCAGUAUGUCAUCAAAAAACUGAACCUCCGAAACACCACCAGCCGAGAACGGCGAGCUGCGGAACAGGAAGCUCAGCUCUUGUCUCAGCUGAAGCACCCCAACAUUGUCACCUACAAGGAGUCAUGGGAGGGAGGAGAUGGUCUGCUCUACAUCGUCAUGGGCUUCUGUGAAGGAGGUGAUCUGUACCGAAAACUCAAGGAGCAGAAAGGGCAGCUUCUGCCUGAGAGCCAAGUGGUGGAGUGGUUUGUACAGAUCGCCAUGGCUUUGCAGUAUUUACAUGAGAAACACAUCCUUCAUCGAGAUCUGAAAACUCAAAAUGUCUUCCUAACAAGAACAAACAUUAUAAAAGUCGGUGACCUGGGAAUUGCCCGAGUGUUAGAGAACCACUGUGACAUGGCUAGCACCCUCGUUGGCACACCCUACUACAUGAGCCCUGAAUUGUUCUCAAACAAACCCUACAACUAUAAGUCUGAUGUUUGGGCUUUGGGAUGCUGUGUCUAUGAAAUGGCCACCCUGAAGCAUGCUUUCAAUGCAAAAGACUUGAAUUCUUUAGUUUAUCGGAUUAUUGAAGGAAAGCUGCCACCAAUGCCAAGAGAUUAUAGCCCAGAGCUGGCAGAACUGAUAAGAACAAUGCUGAGCAAAAGACCUGAAGAAAGACCCUCUGUGAGGAACAUUCUGAGGCAGCCUUAUAUAAAGCGCCAGAUCUCCUUGUUUUUGGAGGCCACAAAGGCAAAAACCUCUAAAAAUACCAGUAAGAAUGGUGACUCUAAAUUCAAGCCUGUUGCUACAGUGGUUUCUGGAAAGGCAGAAUCAAAUCAUGAAGUAAUCCACUCCCAACCACACUCUUCCGAGGGCUCCAAGACAUUCGUAAUGGGUGAAGACAAAUGUUUUUCCCAGGAGAAACCCAUGGUCAUUGGUCACUUGAAGUCACCUGUCAGUCUGAAAGGCCACAUCUGCAAAACAGACAUGAGCAAUACCACAGAGUCACUAGCCACAAUCAGUAGGGUGAAUAUUGACAUUUUAUCUACAGAAAGGAGGGACUCAGUGAGUGACAAUUUAGUUCAGGAGAAUCAACCAAGAUACUUAGAUGCCUCUAAUGAGCUAGAAAAUAAAUGCAGUACUUCUGAAGUGAAGGAGAAGAGGCUGCAGGAUAACACUACGUCCAGUGCUCAGCCUGAAAAUCUGAUUACCACAUGGUCCUCUAAUGAUGUCACUGAGGAAAGGAAUGAACCAGUGAAGCCUCUGCAGCUCCUAAACAAAGACGAAAAGUCAAAAGAUCAGGAUCAAGUUGCUGGUGAAUGUAUUAUAGAAAAACAGGGCAGAAUCCACCCAGGUGUACAGCCACACAGUUCUGGGUCUGAACCUUCCCUGUCUCGACAGCGACGUCAGAAGAAAAGAGAACAUACCGACCACAGUGGGGGAAAGAGACAGUUCCAAGAGGCACCUUCUCCACUUUUGCCUUCUCAUCCCACUGUUGCAAAAGUGGAUAUCAUAUCAACACAAAAAGAUGCUGAAAACCAAAGUGGAGUGGUCACUGGGUCUGUGAACAGUUCAAGGAGCAGUGAGAUUUCAUCAUCAAAGGAUCGACCAUUAUCAGCAAGAGAGAGGAGGCGACUAAAGCAGUCACAGGAAGAAAUGUUCCCCACAGGCCCUUCAGCAAGGAGAGCUUCCUUGAGUGCAGCAGGGCCAGGGAAACCACAGGAAAAAGACCAGUCCAUCCCUACCCAACAGUUUUCUUCUAACUGCAGCAUUGCUCAGGUGCAUUACACACUCAUAAGAGACAAGGUGGACAUCACUACAUCUGGCAAGCCUAAUACAGUAAACCUUGAAAGGAAACUGAUUCACUGUCUGUCUGAAGAUGAGUUAAGUUCUUCUACAAGUUCAACUGAUAAGUCAGAUGGGGAUCCCAGGGAAGGAAAAGGUCAUACAAAUGAAAUGUGUGACUUGGUACAAUUGAUGACUCAGACCCUGAAGUUGGAUUCUAAAGAGAGCUGUGAAGACCUUUCUAUACCAAAUCCAGUGUCAGAAUUCAAACUUCAUCGGAAGUAUCGAGACACGCUGAUACUUCAUGGGAAAGUUGCAGAAGAGGCAGAGGAACUCCAUUUUAAAGAGCUACCUUCAGCUAUCAUGCCAGGUUCUGAAAAGAUCAGGAGAAUAGUUGAAGUCUUAAGAGCUGAUGUAAUCCAGGCCCUGGGGGUUCAGCUUUUAGAGCAGGUUUAUGAUCUUUUGGAAGAGGAGGAUGAAUUGGAGAGAGAGGUACAUUUGCAGGAGCACAUGGGCGAAAAGUAUACAACUUACAGUGUGAAAGCUCGCCAGUUGAAAUUUUUUGAAGAAAAUGUGAAUUUUUGAGGAUUUGUCCUAAUCUGCUGACAGAACUAAAGACCUAUUUUUAAAGGUUUUUGGCUUAAAAACAAACGAUAACAAUCAUUUGGAGGCGCUUCACCAUCCUUUUUAUAUCUCUUUGGGGUUUUCUUACUGAAAAAAAAUUGGAUAGGACAGAGUAACAUGAAGCAAGCUCACAAAGGAAAAAACCUUUGGCUUUCGUAUUCUUUUUAUGAGGAAAAAUCUGUUAUGUUUGAUUACCAUUUACUGAGCCUUAAACCACCAACCUUAUAUCUAGAACUUUAUUUUUUUACGAUACUAAUUAGCUUGAAAACAGGGCCAUAAAAUAUUAGACUGGAAGUUUUAUAUUGUACUAUAGUGAUAAAAGCAAUAGGAGAAACAAAUAAUAUGUCCAGCAAUAAUACCUGCUAUUGGUUUUUUUUUGUUUUGUUUUGUUUUGUUUUUAAAGAUGACCGGUAAGGGGAUCUUAACCCUUGACUUGGUGUUGUCAGCACCACGCUCAGCCAGCAAGCUAACCGGCCAUCCCUAUAUGGGAUCUGAACCCGGGGCCUUGGUGUUCUCAGCACCGCACUCUCCCGAGUGAGCCACCGGCCAGCCUCCUGCUCAAUGGGGAGUAAUUGAUAAAUUAUAAAAAAGAAAAAAGUCAAUUCAUAAUUCUGGGAAUAGAUUUAAUGAAUAUGAAGUUCUAUCUAGUACUUAAGC